AACAUGUAAUUUUACCACAGUWGGUCCGUUAAAUGUAAAUAAUUYCAAAGAAAGUAUGCUUCCUCGAUAGCUUGGAAGUMUUUAUAUGUUUUUGAUAUGGAUGUCGAUCCGGAAUUUGAAUUUGAAUGUCCAAAGUGGGUCGACUUCGAGUUUGAAGAAGGCGAUGAAUUUGAGGAAUGUUUGGAUGAUUCUUGGUUUGGUAGAGACCAUCCCUUGCAUGAACCUAAAGACAAAGACGASAAUGAACAACCAAAACCGCUCAUUGACGUUAAGGAACAUGAAACCRCAUCAAAUUCAACAACCACCGCAACAAAAGCUGCUUCAAAAAACAAAACUUCUAAAAAAUCAAUCGGUGUGAAGCGAUCUGUUACAAUGCAAAGAAGAGAAGGGCGAAGRAUGCUCCCAGAUGUUCAUAAAAUAAACAGUAAAAAUCAGGAAAAUGCUUCCAAAUGUGAAUUCAACCAGAAGAGAGAUUUUACACCUCCAUCAACAACUGAUUCUCCGUUACGCUCAGAAAAGAGCAACACUCCUUUAUCGUCAUUGCAUUCACCUCUUCGUGGUAAGCUUGAUUCUUCUCCUGCUGUUAAUUCACCUAAACGUAAACUCCUUGCUAAGGCUGUAAAUAAUGCAGUUAAUGCAGACGGACAGAGGAAAAGAAGACGAUUGCCAACUAUUCCAAAUGAGAGCCAGGAUGYAUCAGCCCUUUUACCCCUAAGAGCAAAGUCAGCAUCAGAUGAUUCCAAACAGCCACACUCUUUUACCAAAACCCCUGACCAAAGCCCAUAUAGAUUAGAGGAAAAACCAACCACAUUAAUCAGCCAACAACCAAAACAAUCCCAAAACAAACCAGGUAYUGAAGAUGACAAAAGCUUGGAAGAAAUGCUGAAAUURCACAAUCAAAAAGUKAUGGCUACAAGGUGUAGAUACGAUAACAAUGGUAGAAGAAUUAAGACMGAAAAUGCAUCUAAUGUUGCUUCUUCAAGUGCAAAUAACAGUAAAGACACUAGUGCAAGUAUCAAAGAUAAAGUCAUCAAAACUACCUCAGUUAAAAACCAUGUUGUUAAAGAAACAAAUACUGAUAUGGCUUCCAAAAAAUUAAUCCAAAAAGAAAAUAAUAAGAAAAAUACUUUGGAAGAAGUACCAACUAUUUCAAAGUCAAGUAAAAACACUUCUAAUAAAGAUAAUGGCUUGAAACUGAAUUCAAUUGAAGAGAAUCAGGGAGAUGAGAUGAGUGUAGAAGACCUGCUGAAGCUUCACAACAAAAAGGUUACUGCUUCUAAAUGUAAAUAUGAUUCUAAUGGACGACGUAUUCAGCCUGGUAACCCUGCUUUUUGUCCUGCUCCCAGUAAGUCUGAACCAACAACAUCAAGAACUACUUUGAGCAGAAGUAAAAGCCAAAGCUCAGUACAGAAGAAAACAGCAGGCAAACCGACAAUCAAUGAUACAAAAACAAAUCCCAAGCAUCACAGAAGAUCCUGCAUUGCUGCACCAAGCACAUUAACUACAGACACAGCUUCAACACUUACAAAUAACCCCACAGAUUCUACUGUCAAGGCUGUGCAGAAGAAAAAGAGAAGGUCAUGCAUUGAGGGAUUGGCGACAGGCAGCGUCAUGGCAGGAGCUGCACAAAAAUCACACAAGCAAAAGAGGCGGUCUUGCUUUGCUGCGCCACGAGAAAUGACCCAGGCUAAUAGUGAAGUCGAUGAUGAACUCAAGAGUCUUAUUGCUAGGCACAACCAAAGACUUGCUAUGCUUAAAUAAAUAUAUUAUAUGUGUGGUGGACUUGUGGGGUCGAUAUGUAUAGAAUAAUGACGAGCCUCAUUGAUACAGGUCUACAGGUAUAUGUGGACAUUCAAUUUGAUAGAAACAAAAGUCAAUUGAAAAAUAAAUGGGUUUCAAUUGGUGACAGAAAAAACCCGUACAUUAUCAUAAAGCAGUUUACUAUGUCUGAUAUUAGUCAGAUAUGUGUGGGAUGGACUCAAAUUUACUUUAUACAUGCUCAGCCUCCUUUUGUCGUCAAAAUUCCCUUGCUAAAUUUAGAAUAAAAUUAGACUUAAUCCACUGUUAAUGUUAUGAAAUUAGUCAACAUACGUCAGUUGGAUUAAAUAAUGUAAAUAUGUGAUUUAAAGAAAGUUUUUAUCAACUUGAACAUUUACUUCAUAUUUUCUCAACUGAUYGUGCAAGGUUAUUUAACGAAAAUAAGUGGGCAGAAAAAAUAUAUYUUAAUUMAGGCACCUUACAAUGAACUACUUCUUUGGGAAAAAAAACAAACGAUCAAAUGAC
Molecule: messenger RNA, 2283 nt
Organism: Exaiptasia diaphana
Lineage: Eukaryota; Metazoa; Cnidaria; Anthozoa; Actiniaria; Aiptasiidae
Product: probable replication factor C subunit 1
Exons: 5
Coding region: 97-1761 (554 amino acids)
Source: RefSeq, a predicted model, not a curated record